Macadamia integrifolia is the source of this 1810-nucleotide messenger RNA. RefSeq names its product pectinesterase/pectinesterase inhibitor PPE8B-like. Bases 440 to 1528 code for a protein of 362 amino acids. The transcript has 6 exons. Lineage: Eukaryota; Viridiplantae; Streptophyta; Magnoliopsida; Proteales; Proteaceae. Gene Ontology annotation, molecular function: pectinesterase inhibitor activity; pectinesterase activity. The record is from RefSeq and is a predicted model, not a curated record. Gene Ontology annotation, biological process: cell wall modification.
ACCAAAGAAGGAGUAAAAUCGAGAAACCAUAAAUCUAAAGUCAAAACCCUAGGGCUUGAAGAUGUUCUACUCACACAACUCUCACAAAGAGAAGUCUUUUAUAGACAAUUUGGAUGGCAACGCAUAUGCAAUAGAUUCGAAAACCCCAAACCAUAGCCAUUGAUUUACCUUCAUCUAUUGGGACUUUUGCUCUUUAUGGGACAUUAGAAUGGAUAUACAUCCUCCUGUAAAGAUCCAGAAAUUAGUCCAAUGGAAAAAGAUGAUAUAAUGUGUAAAGAAAGAAGUUGACCCAAUUCCAUGGCAAUUAGAGAGUCACGACUGCUUCGAGCAGUACAGUCUUGCUCCUUGAAAUUCUUUAAUUAGCUAUCCCUUGUUUCAAUGGAAAUCUAAGGAGAAUAAGGUCUUCAACCUUCAGAUCAUCUCUCUUCAUUAUUUACAAAUGGCACCCAUCCUACACAUGUUCAUCUUUCUGCUUGCAUCAACUGAACUGAUUGUUGCUAGGCUGGCCGAGGAUGGUUUGCCUACAUGGGUGAAAAACAAAGAAUUGUAUUUAUUACGAGAUCAAGUAGAAGCAGAUGUUGUAGUGUCCACGGAUGGGACCGGGGACUAUCUAAAGAUUAUGGACGCAGUGGAAAAUGCUCCGAACAACAGUGACCAUAGAUAUAUCAUCUACCUAAAGAAGGGCUUGUACCUGGAAAACGUACUAAUCAGUGCAAGCAAAUCGAACCUUAUGCUGCUCGGAGAUGGAAUGAGCAACACCAUUAUUUCCGGUAACCGCAGCAAGGACGGAGUCCACUGGAACUGUACUUUUGAUACUGCCACCUUUGCUGUGAUUGGUAAUGGAUUCAUUGCCAAAGACCUGACCUUUGAGAACACAGCGGGUCCCCAGAUGAACCAAUCGGUGGCACUCCUAUCGGAUUCGGACCAAUCAGUGUUCUUCAGAUGUGGCAUUAUGGGAUACCAAGACACCCUCUAUGCUCACUACAACCUCCAGUUCUACCGUGAAUGCCGCAUCAGUGGCACCGUCGACUUCAUCUUCGGCGACGGAACUGUAGUCUUCCAGAACUGCGAGAUCAUAGCCAGGAAGGGCCGCCCAAAACAGAAGAACACGAUCACCGCCCAUGGCUGCGAGAAACUCAACGAAACUACUGGCUUCUCUUUCCAAUUCUGCAACAUUUCCGCUGACUUGGACUUGAUUGCUUCUGAUUACUCUAACCCAACUUACCUGGGUCGACCCUGGCAACGUUACUCACGUACCAUCUUCAUGCAAUCCUACAUGAGUAGCGUCAUCAGUCCAGAAGGGUGGUUGGAGUGGGAGGGCCAGGAAGAUUUCAACAAAACACUAUUCUAUGCGGAGUACAAGAACUAUGGGCUAGGGGCCAACCUGAGUCUGCGGGUCAAAUGGCCUGGGUUCCAUGCCAUCAAUGACGACGCCCAGGCCGACAUAUUUACGGUCUCUAAAUUCAUCGAUGGCAAUUCAUGGUUGCCUUCCACCGGUGUUAAUUAUACGGGAGGUUUGACCGCAUAAUAAUAAUAACUACAAUAUAUAAGUCCGGUUCAUUGUAUAUAAUAAUAAUAAUAAUAGUCCAAUUAGAUGCCUAUUUAAAAUGAUGAGAAAAAUCUGUUUGUACUCAACCCAACUACAAUACGAUACAAUAUUGUAAUUGGACUCUUCUGUUCACCUUCACAUCAUUUUAACUAGAUUUUGGAAUAGGGUGAUGGGAAUAAUGUUGGAAGCAUUCCAAAUAUAGAUUGAAUUUAAAAUUUCAGUUAUAACGGCUGAUAAAUAGUUGAGGAAAUUAUUCUCCCA